AUGUGGUGUAACAAAGGGCAAGCAAAUGCCUGUAGCCUGAUUGAGCGGAGAAGAGCAGCGAGAAGCAAGCAUGGCACAACUAGCCACGGCGGCGGCGGCACCAGCACCGGCACCGGCACCGGCACCGGCACCGGGUCCAAGCCCAAGGAGAACAAUACUCGAAGUCGAAGCCUUCGUGGCAGCAGCAACCACCCUGUUGGUUUUGCAGCUCAUCUUUGGGUUCUGCAGGCGGCGGUCAAGCAGCAUGUGGAUCCAAGGAUCUGUGUGGCUGGCUUACACACUCACCUUCCCCCUUGUCACCUACACAUUCGGCCUGUGCAGUCGUCUUCGGCGAAGAGCCAGCUGUACCCCGCCUGGGCCAUCGCCUUGUCCCUAGCUUCCGGGUGCACCAACUCCGUCACUGCCUAUGAUCUUGACGAGACCAAGCAGUGGAAGAAGCAACUCUUUGAGCUGGGUCAGCAGUCCGUCUACUCUGACCUCAUCUUUCUGCUGCUCCGUCCUAGCCGCAUUUCUGUCCUCAAUGAUCCUAUUUACCAGUAUUGCCUCAUCCUUAUCUCCGUCAUCAUAUACAAUAAUCUGUUCAGAGUCGUCGCCUGCUGGAUGGCUACCUCCUCUGAUCCCAGCAAAGUAGUCGCCGACUACAUGAGGGACCUGCAUGUUGAUUCGGGAGGCUCUCGGUCUGAGUCUCAGCUGCUGCAGGGGUCCAGGACCAGGUCCGAGUCUGAGUCUGACCCUAUCAGGAUGGAAGGCGGCAGGUACCUUGUUCGGUGGUAUGGCUACUUCCUCAACACUUACGGUGCCACAGGCCAUGGUUACAGAACUAAGCUAUCUGAGGAGGAUAUCAUCACCGUCGACAUGAUCUGGGAGAAGUGCAGUGAUAUGCUGCCCUUCGAUCCAAGCGGCGGCUCGCAGUCGAAAGAUGUGUGCCUCUCAUUUGCCUUGUUUCACCUGCUCAAGCGUCGGUACUUUGGGAUCAGCUGCUAUGAGGCCGGUCUCCAGAAGACGCGCGACUUCGUACUCAAUGGGCUCCUGGCGUCAGAGGAUGGCAAGAGAGCAUUCAGGAUCAUUGAGGUAGAGCUGGCCUUCAUGCACGAUUUCUUCUUCACCAAGUAUGCAUGUGUCUUCGAGAACGAGAUUGUCUUCUUCGUUCAGUUCAUCAUGAAGGCCAUACUAAUCCCCAUCCUUGGAGUAUUUGUGCACCAGAACUUCUUAAGUCUCAAGACACAGAGCAAGAUCAUACCAGUGGGGACCACAAAAGCUGAUACCAUUAUCACAUUUGCCAGUCUGGGGGCACUACUCAUUGUGGAGGUAUUGCAAGCCAUGCUGUAUUUGGCAUCAGACUGGUCCUUGGUAUCAAUGGCAUGCUACCAUGUGAGAAAAAGAACAAGCCAAGCUAUGUGCUCCCUUCUCCGUAAGCCGAUAUGUAUGCUUAUAAAGCGAAGUUUAUUCAAGUGUUGGCAAGACAAGAUAGGCCAGUACUCAGUAAUUGAAGGCAGCCGUAGGCAUAAACCUUCCCCGCCACAAGGGGCGCUACUCAAAGUAGAUGUGCUUCUCUUCUUCAUUGUUGCCAAGAUUUAUAGGCUACUCACUGAAAUUCCAAGGAAGAUUUGGACAUGCCAGUACUGCCGUAGCAUUGUGCAGGAUGUGAAGCUGCCUGAUACCGUGAAGCGUGAGAUUGCUUCAUCCCUCAAGUCCAUUGCCGCCACUGGUCAUCUAACAAACGGAGAAGCAUCGUUGCGGCGGAAUGAACUGUUCAUCAUCCCAUUCAAGGAGACACUGAGAAGGGAUGACUGGGACCUAACAGACACCAUGCUGAUAUGGCACAUCGCGACCAACUACUGUGAAACUGGGCUAACUCCUGCAGCGGAGAUCUCUAGCCAUGGUACACUCAGGCACUACCGCGAGGUUGCCACCACCUUAUCCAGGUACUCUGCAUACCUCAUGGCCUCUGUCCCGGAACUGCUCCCUGGUAACCCUACAGAUACGAGCUUCACAUUUGACAAGGUGAUGCAAGAAGCAACAGUGGUUCUGUACCAAGGGCAGGAGGAGGAUAUUCGCAAGCGUACAAUAGCAAACAGAGACAUGCUGACAGAGGCUCUCAACCGCUCAAGACCAUCAGACCAGGAGGAUCACAAUGACACUAUAUUCUUCAGAGGACUGAAGCUUGGGAAGGAGCUGGAGGACCACAUAGAUAACGAGGAGAUCCGUUGGAAGGUGCUAGCCGAGUUCUGGGCAGAGAUUAUCCUCUACGUUGCACCAUCUGACAAUGUAAGAGGGCACGUCCAGCGGCUCGCUAAUGGUGGAGAGUUCAUAACCCACAUCUGGGCGCUUCUCUCUCAUGCAGGCAUCCUGACCCGCCAUCUCAGGCAACAGGAGUCAUCCCAGCGAUUCACUAGUUAA
Miscanthus lutarioriparius is the source of this 2400-nucleotide messenger RNA. The record is from the annotation of a GenBank genome assembly. NCBI's taxonomy places the organism in Eukaryota, Viridiplantae, Streptophyta, Magnoliopsida, Poales, Poaceae.